Molecule: messenger RNA, 3018 nt
Organism: Liolophura sinensis
Lineage: Eukaryota; Metazoa; Mollusca; Polyplacophora; Chitonida; Chitonidae
Product: outer dense fiber protein 2-like
Exons: 11
Coding region: 1-2181 (726 amino acids)
Source: RefSeq, a predicted model, not a curated record
AUGAGAGUUACAGACAGUCUGCAGGAGAGCACCAAAGAGGUGAGUACAGAGACGAGAGCUACAGUACAUCCAGGACAGUCUGCAGGGGACAACCAAACACAGAGACCAGAGUUACAGUAUGCCCAGGGCAGUCUACAGGAGAGAACCAAACAGGACAGUGUGCAGGAGAGAACAAAACAGGUGAGUACAGAGACGAGAGCUACAGUACAUCCAGGACAGUCUGCAGGGGACAACCAAACACAGAGACCAGAGAUACAGUACGCCCAGGGCAGCCUACAGGAGAGAACCAAACAGCUCUCUGAUGUUGACGAUCGCCUUCAGACCUCACAGAGUGAGCUUCACGAAACCACGCUCCAGCUACAGCAAUCCCAGCAGCAAAUUAGUCGCCUGGAUCAGGACCUGAGGGAGAAAUCCAGUCUGUUGGCUGAAAUUCAACAGAAACUAGACAAGGAGAAAGGCGUUCAGAAAUCUCAAAGGGAAGAAUUGGCAGAAGUCACACAAGAACUGCGCCUCACUCGUGAGCAGUUACAACAACAACACAGUGAACUGGAGCGUGUGAGACAGGAUUUGACGAACACUCGGCGAGAUCGUGACAAUCUCUCCAGAGAGGCAGAGAAAGCCGUUAGCACUGCAAAGACAAGACAUGCAGAGACAGAAUCCCUUCUUUGUGAAAUUGACGUACUUAAGGAACGUGAAAAGUUGGCUGAAUCCCGUUUUUCCUCGGAAGUGACUCAUCACCAGCACGAGAUAGAUCGCCUUACCAGAGUGCAUCAGGAUGAGAUUUCCCAGAUGCAGGAUGCCUAUGCUAAACUCCUGUCCACAAAUGAAGAGCUCUCCUCACAGAUUCGUCUACUGCAGAAAGACAUUGACGAAAGAAAACGACAGGCUGAAGCACUGGUGGAUGAGGUCAGGGCACAAGUUAGGGAGCUGGAGCAGGAAAUCAAAUCCAAAGAAGUGCUGCUAGACUCGGUCCAGGAAACCGUUGUCCUAAAGGAUGCCGAGAUUGCGCGUCUUGAGGCUCGGAUCUGUCGGUUUGAGCGAGAUGAAGGGAUGCGAGUAACAGAGAAUUGGAUGUCGAGCCGAGAACCUCUGACUGAAUCCUCUGUUUACACAGAAAGCAACACGCAGUCAAGGAGCUCUGAGGAAAAGUUGUAUUCUAAUCACAGCUACCCCGGUAGAGUUGGGGUAAAGUGGCAGAAUCGGAACGGAGGUAACAACGGGCUGCAGGAUGUGCCAGACAGGGAUGGCAAUUGCCACAUAGCCGAUGUUAGAGGAAAACGGACAGAGCAUCACCAAGUCCAAAUGGCAAUGAAUGUGUCAGGUUACAGGCAAGGAAAUAAUUCCAGAACAGAGUUUUCGCAAGCAGGUCAAUUGUUGGAGACGUCCGACACAGAUAGUGACCGUGGUAUGCGAAGGUGUUUUGUUGAACGUUCACCGAAUAGUCCAUCCCAGAAACCCCUACCAGCAUCCAAUAGCCAAUCGUCUUCAUCGAACUUCAGCAAUCAUUCAGGUUUACAGGGUUAUAAGGGGUUAGUGAGAACAUUAACAUAUGAUGAAUACUCCAGUGAAAAUUCAAAUAAUUCAAACAAUUCUUCUGCAGUAAUCAUCCCCACAAGGGACAGCAAUCAGAAUAUCUCCAAAUCUACCUCUCAAAGUCUUCCAAGGACUGAACUGCAAAAUAUUCCAAGAAAAAGUGCUUUGAAAGUAAACCAAGGAAGCAGUAACAGUGAACCGAUGCAAUGUGAAAAAGCCAGUCAAAAUACAAGCCUUAGGCACAAAGGGCGCCAAAUCCAGAAAGGUGGAAACCCGCUUACUCAUCAGACAAGGAAAUCAAAGUCAGUGACUCAAGCAAAGGAACCUUCUGAUGGUAACAUUGGUAGGACAUUUCCUAAUCAAACCGCUAGGAGGAAAUCUGCAAAUCUGGAAGUGCAUGACUUCGAAAAUGAAGUUACAGCUGUCCAGCAGUUUAGAAGUCCCCAUGGUAGACAGUCCUGUGAUGUCUCUGACUUGUUUCCUUCAGCGGACCUGACUGCUGAGGGAGAAGAUGCAGUGCUAAGUGUUGAAGAUCUGCAGGAAAAGUUGCGGGCCAAUGAGUUGAAGCAGCAAGAGAUUGACCGAGAGCUGUUGUCUUUAGAGACAGAAUUUGAGGUGUCCCAGGAUGACGCUGAUAUUUCACAGUGAUCUAUAUCUUGUUUGGAAUCCUAAACAUAGUUUGUUUAAUGUUUCGUCACAAUUUGAAAGAUAUUAUUUUUCUGUACCCAGGAAAUUAUAAGCUUGAAAAGCAUCAAUUUGGUCAACAUCAAAAGUUUAAAGGAAAAGAAGCAAAACUUAUUUGCAAUUUGAGUUUUUUGGUUACAGAAUAACUAGUGAAAAAAAUUGCAAAAAAGAUAUUUAAUAUACAUUUGACUGAUACAGAAUCAACUAUGCAUUGUUGAAACCACAUUUAUCAGUAUUCUAAAAGUGUUUCGCGGGAGAAAAAUCCUAGGAUGUGAAAGACAUGUCUGUGAUAAUUUUAAGAACUUUGGAUUUAUCCUGUUAUCAGAUGGUAAGCUAUCUUAAAAUCUUUAGUAUUUAUAUUUACAUGUAGUAAUGUUGCUGUUUUAUGUAUAUGUUCAAGACUUUCAAAGAAUUUCAAAGCAGACGUCAGUACGUCUGAAUGCACUUGAGAUUUUCAAGUCAUUCAGCUAAUUGUAAAUAGAGCACAUGUGCAUGUUUAUGUGAAAGUCCUUUGUUAAGAUAACAUCUUCAUACAUCUAUGGUGCUAUACAUAUUCAGGUAUCACAUUGAGAAACCUCGUUUAUCUCAAUCCUGGUAUCAUAGUGGAUAGUCUACUUUAUUGAUUGUCCCACGGAGGCUCGGAUGUAAAGUGAGAAACUUUUUCGUUGAUUGUAGCUGCUGUGUACUGAGAUGAAUGAAACCAUUUUCACCAGUGUUCUGAUAUUAUUGGGAACAUUUCAUGUUCAUGUUGAAUUGUCAUAUUGGGAACCAUUGUUGAGGCAGUUCAGAUAGAUGCAUUGU